This is a messenger RNA of Spea bombifrons (plains spadefoot toad), 729 nucleotides long. Its product is annotated as protein kinase C delta type-like. Gene Ontology annotation, biological process: protein phosphorylation. Gene Ontology annotation, molecular function: protein serine/threonine kinase activity; ATP binding. The transcript has a single exon. Lineage: Eukaryota; Metazoa; Chordata; Amphibia; Anura; Pelobatidae. The record is from RefSeq and is a predicted model, not a curated record. Bases 1 to 729 code for a protein of 242 amino acids.
AUGGAGUAUUUAGCCGGAGGAAGACUAAUGUCAUAUCUGAACAGGAUGGAUUGCUUCCCUGAGACCACAGCUGCCUUUUAUUCGGCAGAAAUAGUGUGUGCCGUCCAGUUCCUCCACUCUCAGGGAAUUAUACAUCGCGACCUAAAGCCGGACAACAUCUUGCUUGAUGGAGAGGGCCAUGUAAAGAUUUGUGAUUUUGGUCUUGUUGCAGAUGGUAUUUUUGGAACCGAAAAGACCAGAGAAUAUUGCGGCACAUUUAUGUUCAUGGCCCCAGAAAUACAUCUGAAGCAAGCAUACGGUGUUGCCGUGGACUGGUGGUCCUUCGGAGUGGUGCUGUUCCGUAUGCUGAAUGGAGCUUUCCCUUUUUAUGCUAGCAAUAGCAUCAUGUCAGAGAUUGAUCAAAUUGUGUACGGCAGCCCUCAGUACAGCAAAAACCUCAGCAAAAAAGCUGUGGACAUCUUGAAGCAACUCUUGGAGAAGGAUCCUCGGUAUCGCCUUGGGAUGAAAGGAAAUAUCAGACGGCAUCCGUUCUUUCAAACCAUCAACUGGGAUGACAUAGAGAGCCGGCGAUCAGCUCCCCCAUACCAGCCGGAAUUAAGACCAUAUCUCCUCCCGAACAAACUGCGCAGGAUUCCAUCAGUUCUGCAGACCACAGAGGACACGUCCUCUCCAUCCAGCAGCCGGCAUAUGUCUGGCUUUACCUUUAUAACACCAGACUGGAUGAAUUGA